Molecule: messenger RNA, 1106 nt
Organism: Lathyrus oleraceus (garden pea)
Lineage: Eukaryota; Viridiplantae; Streptophyta; Magnoliopsida; Fabales; Fabaceae
Product: E3 ubiquitin-protein ligase AIRP2
Exons: 6
Coding region: 157-975 (272 amino acids)
Biological process (GO): protein ubiquitination
Molecular function (GO): ubiquitin protein ligase activity
Source: RefSeq, a predicted model, not a curated record
UCUCUCUCUCUCUCUCUCUCUCUCUCUCUCUCUCUUUCACUCUUGUUUCAUACAUAUUCUAGUGAGAGAAACUAAAGCCACACAGAGUCCUCCUCUUCUUCUUCUUCUUCCAUUUCAAAAGUUUGCUUUUCUUGUUUUGGUGACUGAAAAAGAGAUAUGUACGUGGCUUCCAUGCGCAAGUCUUUCAAGGAUUCCUUAAAACUCCUUGAAGCUGAUAUCCAACACGCCAAUACUCUGGCUUCAGAUUUUCCUAGAGAGUAUGAUGGUGCAUGCCUUCAGAUGAGAAUGUCAUAUAGUCCAGCUGCGCACUUGUUUCUGUUUUUUGUUCAAUGGACUGAUUGUCAUCUUGCUGGAGCUCUUGGAUUGUUAAGAAUCCUAAUUUAUAAGGUCUAUGUCGAUGGAACAACCACCAUGUCUACCCAUGAAAGAAAAGCAAGUAUAAGGGAAUUCUAUGCUGUCAUUUAUCCAUCUUUAUUGCAACUUGAAAGAGGUGUCACUGAUUCUGAGGAUAAAAAACAAAAGGCUGUAUGUAUGGAGAGGUACCGUCGAAGAGAUGAUGAUGACUACUGGCAAUCUUCUGACGUAGAUAUUGAAAGAGAAGAUGAAUGUGGGAUAUGCAUGGAGAUGAAUAGUAAAAUUGUCUUGCCCAACUGUAAUCAUGCUAUGUGCCUCAAGUGUUACCGAGAAUGGCGAACAAUAUCACAGUCGUGCCCAUUUUGCCGUGACAGUCUGAAGAGAGUGAACUCGGGGGAUCUCUGGGUAUUCACUGAUAGAAGGGAUGUGGUUGAUAUGGCAACUGUGACAAGGGAGAAUCUCAGAAGGGUUUUCAUGUACAUAGACAAGUUGCCUUUGAUUGUUCCAGACUCCAUCUUUGACAUGUAUGACUCUCACAUAAGAUUGAAUUGGUACUACUUAACCAGAGAUUUGCACAAUCUACUCUUGUCUGAGUUACUUGAGUUGCUUCUUUGGAUGUAAUGGCAUAUGGAAAUUGUUUUCUAUCAUGCCUUUUUUCUUUUUCUGUAACCGCGUCUUCUCAGAAUUGUGAUGUAUAUUGUUAUGUGUAACUUAUCAGUGUUAAUUGAUGUAUAUUACUACUAUUUGAUGUA